This is a messenger RNA of Thamnophis elegans (Western terrestrial garter snake), 2028 nucleotides long. RefSeq names its product vomeronasal type-2 receptor 26-like. NCBI's taxonomy places the organism in Eukaryota, Metazoa, Chordata, Lepidosauria, Squamata, Natricidae. Gene Ontology annotation, molecular function: G protein-coupled receptor activity. The record is from RefSeq and is a predicted model, not a curated record. Gene Ontology annotation, biological process: G protein-coupled receptor signaling pathway. Bases 1 to 2028 code for a protein of 675 amino acids. Gene Ontology annotation, cellular component: membrane. The transcript has 6 exons.
AUGUUUUCUUUUUCUGCUGCACAAACAACAUCUAGUGCCACAUGGCCCAAACACAGCCCCAUGCCUAACAACUACCAUCAGUUCCAGGCCUUGGUGUUUGCUGUCACGGAGAUCAACAAGGAUCUGGUUCUCCUCCCCAACAUCUCCCUUGGCUUCCACAUGUAUGACAAUGUCCAGUGGGAUAGGAGGAUUUCUUUAACCAGCCUCCUUUUGCUCUCCACACAUGGCCAAAUGGUUCCAGGUUACAAAUGUAACCAGAAGGAGACCCUUUUCUCUGUCAUCGGGGGUGACAACCCAAAAUCAUCAAUGGUGAUGGCUUCCAUCUUAAGCAUCUUCAAGGUCCCACAGUGGAACUGGGUUGGACUUCUGGCCUCUGAAAGUGAGAGUGGAGAACAUUUCAUUUCAACUCUGAUGCCGAUGCUCAAGGAGAAGGAGAUCUGCCUGGCCUUCACUGAAAUGAUGAGACAUAAUAAUGAUAAUGUGCUCGAGUUCCUUUCAUAUUCCAAAACAUGGCUUAAAGCUGACAUCACUGUUUUCUUUGGAGACUCUGCAACUAUUACACAUUUUCAGUGGCUUCUGGACCAUUAUGUAUAUCACGAAACGGAACCACUUCAGAACGUUUGGAUCCUAACUUCCACUUGGAAACUUAUUGCAAUGGAAAAUAUAGAUAUAUGGCAUUCUCUAAAGCCCUUGCAUGGGGCUUUGCAUUUUAGGGACCACACUGGUGACAUCGCAGAAUUCAGCGAUUUCAUCCUGUCUUUAGAUCCCUUGAACCCACAAGGGGAUAUGUUUCUCCCGUUAUGGUGGGAAACGGUCUUCGCAUGUGAAUUUCACAAACCAGGUAAAUUUUAUCCAGGGGGGAUGAAAUACUGUACAGGGAAGGAGAACUUACAAAAUGUACCAUCUUCCUUGUUUGAAACAAGCAUGACUGGUGAAAGUUACAACAUCUACAAUGCUGUUUAUGCUCUGGCACAUGCAUUACAUGCAAUAUAUGGAUCUGAAGGACGACCAGCCAUGAUGAGGCUUGGAAAGAGGAACUCAAAUGUCCUGUCAUGGCAGGGCCAGCAGGUCUGCUGCUAUCAAUGUGCCCCUUGUCCAGAAGGGACCAUUUCUAAUCAGACAGAUGCAGCUCGCUGUGACCCCUGUCCAGAAGACCAAUAUCCCAACAAGGACAAAGAUCACUGCAUUGCCAAGAAGAUUCACUUCCUUGCCUACCAAGACACCCUUGGAUACACUUUAGUUUCUCUCACUCUUUCUCUCUCUUUGAUCACAUUGGCAGUUCUGGCAAUUUUCCUUAAACAUCGUGACACCCCAAUUGUCAAGGCCAACAACCGAGAUCUCACCUACAUCCUCCUGGUCUCCCUUCUGCUCUGCUUCCUCUGCUCCUUCCUCUUCAUUGGUCAACCCAGGAAGUUCACUUGUCUCUUCCAACAAACUACCUUUGCCAUUCUCUUCUCCCUAGCAGUAUCUUCUGUGUUGGCAAAAACUGUCAUGGUGGUGCUGGCCUUCAUGGCCACAAAACCAGGGAACAGUACAAGUAAACUCUUAGGAAAACAAUUGACCUACUCCAUUAUCUUAGCCUGUCCCCUAGUCCAAGCAAUUCUUUGUACCACCUGGCUGGUAACCUCUCCCCCAUUUCUCAAUUUGGACUUCCACUCCUUGGUAGGAGAGUCAAUCCUGGAAUGUAAUGAAAGCUCAGCUUCAAUGUUUUACGCUGUCCUUGCCUACCUGGGUUUCCUGGCCCUCAUCAGUUUCACUGUGGCCUUUGUGGCUAGGAAAUUGCCUGACAGCUUUAAUGAGGCCAAGUUCAUUACUUUCAGCAUGCUGGUCUUUUGUAGUGUUUGGAUCACCUUCCUGCCCACCUACCUGAGCACCAAAGGGAAGUCCAUUGUGGCCGUGGAGAUCUUCUCCAUCUUGGCCUCUGGGGCUGGUCUCUUAGCUUGCAUCUUUUUCCCCAAAUGCUAUAUUAUCCUAUUUAGGCCAGAUCUGAAUCAGAGAAAAAAUAUAAUGGGGCACAAGAAUCUCUGA